AUGAAACCGCUGAUUCCACAAAAUCGUACGGGCGCAGUCGUACGACCCGGAACAAUACUAGGCCAAGAACAGAGCAUAGACAGAGAGAGCGAGAAGAAACUACUAGACAUUACUAUUGAGGAAGUUGAAGCUGCAAACACUUCUAAAAAGCCUUGGGUUGCCAUCCGCGGCAAGGUUUACGAUUUGACAGCGUUUUUGAAUAAACAUCCCGGCGGCAGCGACUUCCUUCUCGCCUCAAUAGGACGAGAUGCAACGGCAAUCAAAUAUCUUAUUGGCAAUCUAAAAGGGGCAACUAAUAUGCUAGAAUAUCGCAAGGAAAGCGCUUUCUAUAAUGACGUGAAGAAGCGUAUCGCCGCAUUAUUCAGGGAAAUAGGAAUCGACCCCAGGGAAGCUCCUGGAAUGACCCUGAGAUAUUUAUUCGUUUCUGCCGUAUUUCUCGCCAUGUACGUGUCUAUGUUUUCGAAACCGACUGCUUGGACGCGAGCUUGGAUUCCGUGGCUUUGUGCCAUUAUUACCGGUUGGGCAGGAGCAAUGAUGGGGUUCUUAUUCCUGCAUAAUGGAUGCCACGCUAACUUUACAAAGUCCCCCAAGGUCUGGAAUGUGCUUCGAAGGUUGUAUGAGAGCUUCACUGGACUCAUCACGCUUGUAUGGUUCUACCAGCAUGGACUUGAGCACCAUCCGUACACAAAUAUUGUUGGAGCCGAUCCAGAUAUCAUCUCGGAUGACCCAGGCUUGUUACGUGUCCACGACCAGCUGAUUCUCUCGAGGAAAUUGACGGAAUAUAAACAAGUCUUCGUUGACAGGAAAUAUAAGCAUAUUAAGAUCAACCCGCCGCGGCUUCGGAAUAUGUUUGGUCAGCUGUUGUUCUGGCUGCUGGCUCUCCACACAGUCUCAGAUUUAUUCUGGUCCAUAUACUUGACGCUCAUCUUUCAGGCCUCGCAUGUCAACAACGAAGUUGCUUGGCCGAACCCUUCAAAUGCAAACGUCGAAGACUGGAAGCAGUCUGAUUGGGCGGCACUGCAAAUCGAGUCAUCUCUGGACUUCGCGCAUGGGGAUUUCUGGACUACCUUCAUGUGCGGCAGCUUGAACUACCAAGCUGUGCACCACCUAUUUCCAUACAUCAGUCAGUACUACUAUCCGGAGAUGGCACCAAUCGUUAGGGAUGUUUGUGCAGAAUAUGGAGUCGGAUAUAAUUUGAAGGACAACAUAUGA
Messenger RNA from Verruconis gallopava, 1212 nucleotides. RefSeq lists its product as uncharacterized. The transcript has 5 exons. Gene Ontology annotation, biological process: lipid metabolic process. The record is from RefSeq and is a predicted model, not a curated record. Gene Ontology annotation, cellular component: membrane. Gene Ontology annotation, molecular function: heme binding; oxidoreductase activity, acting on paired donors, with oxidation of a pair of donors resulting in the reduction of molecular oxygen to two molecules of water. Lineage: Eukaryota; Fungi; Ascomycota; Dothideomycetes; Venturiales; Sympoventuriaceae. Bases 1 to 1212 code for a protein of 403 amino acids.